Hippocampus zosterae (dwarf seahorse) is the source of this 2644-nucleotide messenger RNA. RefSeq names its product wingless-type MMTV integration site family, member 7Bb (gene wnt7bb). Gene Ontology annotation, cellular component: extracellular region. The transcript is spliced from 4 exons. Lineage: Eukaryota; Metazoa; Chordata; Actinopteri; Syngnathiformes; Syngnathidae. The record is from RefSeq and is a predicted model, not a curated record. Bases 570 to 1622 code for a protein of 350 amino acids. Gene Ontology annotation, molecular function: frizzled binding; cytokine activity. Gene Ontology annotation, biological process: multicellular organism development; positive regulation of JNK cascade; cell fate commitment.
UACUUUGUUGUGUUGCAAUAAGGCGAGCGUGGAAGCCAAAGCCCGGCCCCAUUAUUAUCUGCAUAUCCACGCGUGGAAGGAAGAGGGUGGAGAAGGAGGAGGAGGAGGAGGACGACGAGAAGGCGUGCACCUCUCCCCAAGGCUUUCCUUACCUGUCUGGCGUCAGGACACUAUGGAGUUAAUUUAAAAGAAAGGUGCACAAGGGAAUACUUAAUUAGAGCAAAAAGGGGGACAGGACGGAGCAAGAAAUCCAAUCUCCUUUUGGAGACGUCCACCAGCUCAUCUCACCUGCUGCUUUUUUUAUUUUAUAAUUUUUUUUUUUUUGGAACCGGCGGACCGCACCAUGGACUGCACCCAGGGGACGGUUCCACACGAGCUCGGUGCAGCGGGAUAGAGUCACCAUGCGUGCAUGUGGAAGGGUUAGUUAGUUAGUUUGUUCGUGACUUAAGUUCGAAGGCCUUCAUUGUGGGGUUCGCGGGAGUAAGGGGGCGGGCGGGGGGAGCAAGUCGCUUCGUGCUUACGCAUCCAGUACGUACAGUGCAUGGCCCACGGACGGAGUGGCAACGACCAUGCACGAGCCCCUCCGAACCUGGACCCUGUACCCCGUGUUCCUGUACUUGGGCAUCAUCUACCUCUGGCUCGGGGCACUGUCCUCCGUGGUGGCUCUGGGCGCCAACAUCAUCUGCAACAAGAUUCCCGGGCUGGCACCUCGUCAGCGGGCUAUCUGCCAGAGCCGCCCGGACGCCAUCAUUGUUGUGGGCGAGGGCGCCCAGAUGGGCAUCAAUGAGUGUCAAUAUCAGUUCCGCUACGGACGCUGGAACUGUUCGGCGCUGGGGGAGAGGACUGUCUUUGGUCAGGAGCUGCGUGUAGGCAGCCGGGAAGCGGCGUUCACCUACGCCAUCACGGCAGCGGGCGUGGCCCACGCCAUCACGGCGGCGUGCAGCCAAGGCAACCUGAGCCAGUGCGGCUGCGACCGGGAGAAGCAGGGCUACUACAAUCAAGAGGAGGGCUGGAAGUGGGGCGGCUGCUCGGCCGACAUCAAGUACGGCAUCGAGUUCUCCCGCCGGUUCGUCGACGCCCGCGAGAUUAAGAAGACCCCACGCCGCCUGAUGAACCUGCACAACAAUGAGGCGGGGAGAAAGGUUCUAGAAGAAAGGAUGAAGCUGGAAUGCAAGUGCCACGGCGUCUCGGGCUCUUGCACCACCAAGACAUGUUGGACGACGCUCCCCAAGUUCCGGGAGAUCGGCUACGUGCUCAAGGACAAGUACAACGAAGCCGUGCACGUGGAGGUGAUGCGGGCCAACCGCCUGCGCCAGCCCAGCCACCUGAAGGUGAAGCAGACUCAGGGCUACCGCAAGCCCAUGGACACGGACCUCGUGUACAUUGACAGGUCGCCCAACUACUGCGAGGAGGACGCGGCCACGGGCAGCGUGGGCACCCAGGGCCGCCUGUGCAACCGCACCUCGCCGCACACGGACGGCUGCGACCUCAUGUGCUGCGGGCGAGGCUACAACACGCACCAGUAUACCAAAGUGUGGCAGUGCAACUGCAAGUUCCAGUGGUGCUGCUUCGUCAAGUGCAACACGUGCAGCGAGCGGACCGAGGUGUUCACCUGCAAGUAAAGGACCAGGAGGCCCGAUCGGGACCAUUGACAGAUUUUUGCCAUUGACGCGAUCGGCUCCUCACGGCAUCGUUUUGCACACAUGAAUCUUUACGUUGCUUUUCACAGAGUCAAAUGCAAACUCCCAGGAUGCGACUUCAUGCGAGGAGUGACUGCAAGAUGAGGGACAGUCCAUCCCCUCCCCCCUUCCUGUCCCCACACCCCAAAGGUGAGAAGUGCACUUGGGGAUUUUCAACACCCACCAGAGCCUCACGAAUGGCAAAGAGCCAUUCGUCAAUGAGCGAAAACCUCAGUGGGUUUUUUUUUUUUUCUUUGAGCGCUGAAGUGGACGUGGAUGACCCUGGGGCGCACAUUGGGACAUAUUUUUGAAAGCAAGGUGCGUUGAGGUGUACCAAAAAAAAAACAACAACCAUAUAUAUCAUAUAUAUGUAUAUAUAUAUAUAUAUAUAUAUAUAUAUAUAUAUAUAUAUAUAUAUAUAUAUAUAUAUAUAUAUGUAUGUAUAUGUGAGCAGAGAACUCUGUGGAAGCCUCUGCUACCAACUGGAAUAAGGUGGAGUUAAUGUUAGUCUUCCAGUCACACUGGAACUGUCUGUACUGAACACUGAAAAAUAAAUUGUUUAUUUAUGUAAUAGUAUCUUUAAAAAAAACAAAACAAAAAAUAAAGCACUAACGGGUAGAGAUGUCUCUUUUUUUUUUGUACUAAGUGUAAAGAAAGUACUUUAGGAGCUUUGACUGAAGCUGUAUGUCUCUUAAGAUCACACCCCCAUUUGACCCUUUAACACCUCAUCUUCUCUUGUUAAAAAGAGCAUCGCCUAAAAACAUGUCCGACGUUCCCAAUGCUUUGGCUCUAUUUAAAGUGUUGCAUCAUGUGUUUUGUUCACGCGCCGUUGCUGGCGUGCAGCGACGUCUUGUUGGAUGUUGGAGCGGCGGGAAUGUUCCUGGAAAGCUGGAUGUUGUUGUCGAGUGCUGCACUGAUACUUUCUCUUCAGUCGUGCGAAAUAAAAGUCCCCCUUUUGAAAAGUG